AACUGGGCAGUCACGCCCCCGGCCUCACCGCCUGAGGGCGCGUGCGCGCGCGGCGCGGCAGGGUGCAGUUUCGUGCUUUGUCUUCUCGCGCAGCCCGGCGCGGCGGCGGGAAAUUUAGACUGGGCCGUCCUAGCCUCCACCUCUUUCUGCCCGGACCGCCCCGCUGGGAUGGAGGACGAGGAGGCUGAGGAGCAGCAGCGAUUCUCUUACCAACAGAGGCUAAAGGCAGCAGUUCACUACACUGUUGGUUGUCUUUGCAAGGAAGUUGCAUCAGAGAAAGAGAUGCAGUUCAGCAAACAAACAAUUGCAGCGAUUUCAGAGGUGACUUUUCGACAGUGUGAAAAUUUUGCAAAAGACCUUGAAAUGUUUGCCAGACAUGCAAAAAGAAGCACAAUUAACACGGAUGAUGUGAAGCUCUUAGCCAGGAGGAGCAAUUCACUGCUAAAAUACAUCACAGAGAAAAAUGAAGAGAUUGCUCAGUUUAACCUAGAACAAAAAGCAAAGAAGAAAAAGAAGUUUGAGAAUGGAAACAAAGAUUCAAGGGAGCCGGCAGAGGCUGGAGUAGUGGAAAGUGAGAAUUAGACUUUCCGCCACUUGGAAGUAGGUAGAGCCGCCCAGAAAUGCAUGUUGUCACAAAGGGGAUUCUAAGUGGAGGUUAGGAAAAAAAAGGCCAGGAGGCUUUUUGUCCUAUAUUCUCUUAAGUCAUUGACUUCAAAAGCUAAUUGAAGAGAACUGGAAACUCUUAAGCAAAAUAUUCCCAUGUCUUACUUAUACACAUAAAAAAGGUAUUGUCUUUGAAUGGUAUGUUAGAAAUGGUAUCUCUUGGAAUUUAAUAGAAUUGUGUUAGCAAUUAAACAUGGUCAACUUUUUAGAGCAAAAAAAUCAUAGUUUUUUUUUUAAAUUCUCUUACUUAAUUUUCCAGGCUAAAUGACAAUCCCUGAAAGAUAAAUGAGCAAAGCUAUAUUUAGUUAGCUUUUCUAAUGACCAGUAUUAGGAUGUUGUUUUUAAGCCCGUGUCACCUGUGAUCACAGGUAAAAGGGUGGAUGUUUGGAAAUGGUCCUUUUUACUUUUUGGAGUUGAUUUUCUCCAGCAACACACUAUGUGACACUUCUCUGGCUAUUUUGUUAUUGAACUAUGGUUCUACUGGGCAGAAGUAGAAUCCAGGACUGCUCUUCCAAAAUAUUUCAGUGUUUUGUCCUCUGUUUCUGUAAGAGAUGCUUCCAAGAGCCCAGUGCUGUCUUCUCUCUGGGGUUUAUUUUGAGGUCCAGGGUAUCCCUCUUCGCUUAGGGGCAGUUGGGGCAAAGAGGGGACUGGCAUUGACAGAGCCCUUUCUGUGUGCCAGGCGCUGUGCUAGGGACUCCCUUGAAUCUUCACAACUCUAUCGGUAAAUCUGAUUAUUCACGUUUUUUGACAGUCUAACUGAAUGAAGCUUGACGGGGGUAACCAGCUGCCCAAGGUCACCAGACUAUUGAUUAGUAGAGACGGUAUUCACGUUCAGGGGUGCUGACUCUAGAGUGCGCAAGAGAGAAAAGGGCAUGCAUCUUGGAUAGAAUUUUUACCACCCAUGCCCAAAUAUGAUCAGCAAAAGCUACCCCAAAGUCUGACUCUCAAAGGCAGAUGCUAAGCUAUGGCCAUAGGAAAGCACUGACUUCAAACUUCAUGACUUCAGGUUCUGCAACUAACUAACCAUUUUGAUCUUAGAUAAUAAUUGUAACAUCUGUGUGUCACAUCAGUGAAAGAAAAGUGAAUCAUAACAUCUUCCGUCCUUAUUUCAGCCAAAGAGCUGUAUGUUCGCAGUUUCAUUUUUAGAUAAGCUCUCUCUAAACCCCUCAUCAGGAAGAGUUUAUGGAAUAGAUACCAGGGGACUUUCCAAAGGCUGGAUGGAUCUAGAUGUGCAUCCUGGUUUUGCCACUUAAGUAACUGACUUUCUGAAACUUUGUGUUCUUAUCAGUGAAAUAGGGUUAAAAAUACUUCCCAGUGAGGUUGUAUGAGACGAAGGAAAUAGGUAGAAACCAUUGUAGCACAUCUUAUUUUUAUAGAUUUCUAUAGCUCCUGAAACUCAGUGUCUACAUGGCUAGAAAUGGUGAACCCGUGUGCUUGGGGGUCCUGGCCCCUGGUUGGCACAAGGAUGCUAAUGUGAGGUUUUCUAACCAAAUGAGAAUAUUGACUUGACUUUCAUGUAAUCUUUUGGUUUGUUUAGCGUGUUUAUGCAUGUCCCAUUUGUAUUUUAGACAUGGUCUUACAACACAUUUUUCUGGGAUUAAAACAUAGGGAUGGCUGGACUUUGUAAGGAAUCACUGACUCUGCUCCCCAUGGUCUCAUGAGCCUCCUAAUCCCCACUACACAUUCCAGUGAGGGGUUAGUUACUCUGGAACUUCCAAGGUGAUAUUGAUUACCCUUUACCACUCCAUCUGUGGCAGAAAGGAGCUCUAGAGGGCCAACCUUCUCAGUGAGCUUGCUUUCUCAGAGGCCUGGAAGCUCAUCUGAACUUUGACUAGACCUACAGAUGAUUAACCAUAUAAAGAAGCAGAUGUUUUUGCAAUAUAUUUGGAAAUAUAUGCUAACAUGUAGUUUGAUACAGUUUACAUUGAAAACAUUUGUUUUCUUAAUUAUGCCACUUUCUCAAAAAGCUUGAAAGAAAAUAUUCUGUUUUAAUUUUUUUAUUAUUGACGUCAGCUAGAGCAAAGGCAGUUUCAAAGUGUCCCCUUCUGUACCCAGCAGCAGCUGGAAUGUACCGGAAGAGGUCUACACUGGCUUGUCUACAGCUAAUACCUUAAAACCCAAAUGCCUGAGGUUAAUUGGAGCAUGCUUAUUCUCUUUACUAAAUUAUAGAAUCUAUAAAGAACCCUUAGAAGUUAUUUAGCUCAACUUCCUCACCAACAUAGGAACCCCUUCUUCAAUAUUCCUGACAUACGGUUCCUCAGGCUCUGUUGAACUCGUCCAGGUACAGAGAGCUCAUUACCACACCAGGGAUAGAGCACUCUUUCCAUUAUUGGACACUGUAAUUGUUACAAGAUUCUUACAUAUAUAGAGAAAAAUCAUCUACCUUCAGAUUUCUAUCUAGUUCCUAGUUAUGCUCUCAAGAAGAAGCCAUUUUUGUUUUCCUGGGUGGUACAAAUGGUUAACAGUCUCAGCUGCUAAUUGAAAGGUUGGAGGUUUGAGUCCACCCAGAGGUGCCUUGGAAGAAAGGCCUGGUGAUCUACUUCCAAAAAAUCAGCCAUUUGAAAACCCUAUGGAGCACAGAUGGGGUCACCAUGAGUCAGAGUUGACUCAGCGGUAACUGGUAUGUUGGUGGUAUGUGUUUUUCAAAAGAAUUCAGUACUGAGUUCCCUUUAAUCAAAGCUCCCAUUGUACACCUUUUCAGAAACACACAGUAUUGCAUAAAAUAUUAAAUUAUCAGCUCCAUGAGAGCAGACUUUGGAGUGCUGAACAGUGAUCACUCAUCACCUUCUGUAGUGCCUGGUACGUGAAAGGCACCCCAUGAAUACUUGUCCCCUGGGAUUUGGAGCAGCCCUUGCUCAGGUUACAUGGCUGUAAUCAGGGAUUCCCAACAUUUUGCAGUAGGAGCUCUUUAUACUGAUGGGAGAGUAAGUGAUUGAGGCUGUCUUCUUAACAACAAUUCCUAACAUGCAGUGGAUAUCUACUAUGUGUUCUGCUUGUAUUUAAGUGCUUUAAUGAUCCCCUUUGGUCCUCACAACAACUCUAUGAGGUACGUAGUUCCCCCAGUUUAUAGGUGAGGAAACUGGGAGCACAAAGAGGCUAAUUAAAUGGCAACGCCAGGAGUCUAGUCUAGAUUCCUCACCUUUAAAUGCUAAAGUGUGGUGCCGUAUCCUUGAAAACAGUUAGUAGUAAAAUAGCAUGCGGCCUUCCCCAACCUGCAGCACAUAAUCUUCUCAGCACACUUACUAUUGCCCUGGAAAUUUACAUCUUUCAUUUGUAGAGUAUGUAUCCUACCCCCCUUGCUAGGCUGUACCGUCUCUGUGAGACUGUGGGUCACUUAGGUCCUUUGUGGUAUGUGAGUUGCUGUACACGCACCAGGUGCUCAGAAAGUUGGGAGUCCAUUGAGUAAAAUCUGCAAAAAUAGACUAGGGAUAUGAAUUUUUCACCUCCAGGAAUGCCUCAAAAUCUUAAUGCCAUUUGUGGGAAUUGUUUUUGGUGCCAUCAAGUCAGUUCUGACUCACAGUGACCCUGUGUACAACAGAACGAAACACUGCCCAGUCCUGCACCAUCCUCACGAUCGUUGU
This is a messenger RNA of Trichechus manatus latirostris (Florida manatee), 4244 nucleotides long. It is a transcript of the gene CENPS, whose product is annotated as centromere protein S. The record is from RefSeq and is a predicted model, not a curated record. The coding region runs from base 169 to 582 and encodes 137 amino acids. Lineage: Eukaryota; Metazoa; Chordata; Mammalia; Sirenia; Trichechidae. The transcript is spliced from 5 exons. Gene Ontology annotation, molecular function: protein heterodimerization activity; chromatin binding. Gene Ontology annotation, cellular component: Fanconi anaemia nuclear complex; FANCM-MHF complex. Gene Ontology annotation, biological process: resolution of meiotic recombination intermediates; replication fork processing.